UGUCCAAUCCUACGAUUGGCAGGUGCGAGGGGAACCAAUCGGAAAGUGAUGACGUGUAGUGUUGGCAAGCAGAUUGCGUGAGAGAAGGAAGGGGUCGGAGGAGCGCAAGAGCCGCAGCGGCGGCCGGCAGCCAAUAGUGAGGCAGAGCAAGGCCCCUUGCGUUAACAGUGGGUGGGGCUUUGGCGAUUGGCGCGGAGGGAGUAGGGCAGGCGCUGUGGGAGGGAUCGCCAGAGCGAGGCGGUGGGGCGAGCUGCUCCUGUGAGGGUAGACAGCUGCACUUCAGGUGUGACUGGUAGCGACGUCUGGAUUGAAAGCGAAGGAGCGAGUGCAAUCCCCUGAGCUUUGUGAGCGCGGUAACCAUGGACCGCCCGGAUGAAGGUCCUCCUGCCAAGACCCUCCGCCUGAGCAGUUUGGGGCCUUCUCAGCGCCACCAGCCGCCGCCGCCGCCGCUCCUGAGAUUGCCCCUGCCUCCACCUCAGCAGCGUCCGAGGCUCCGGGAGGAAACCGAGGCGGCACAGGUCCUGGCUGACAUGAGGGGGGUGGGACUGGGCCCGGCGCUGCCCCCACCGCCUCCCUAUGUCAUUCUAGAGGAGGGAGGGAUCCGCGCAUACUUCACCCUGGGGGCAGGGGGGCCCGGCUGGGAUCCUGCGAUUGAGUCAGGGUAUGGGGAGGUGCCCCCUCCCACAGGGAGCCUGGAAACAACCCCCUUCUCCGAAACCUCUGGGGAAAGCCUAGAAAUUGAUAUUCAGGUUGCAGAGCCCAGCAGCCUUGCUGAAGAGAAGGCCCUAGAAACCUGUAGCUCAGGGGUGUGGGGGCCCCAGAUAUUAGUGGGUCCAAAGAGGAAUGAAGAGGCUGUCAUCAUAGUGGAAGAUGAGGAUGAGGAUGAAAAGGAAAGUGUGAGGAGGAGGCGGAGACGGAGGAGGAGGAAGGUGAAGAAGGAAAGCAAAGAAGGGAAUGCUGAGAGGAUGGAAAGUAUCCUGCAGGCACUGGAGAGCAUUCAGAUGGACCUGGAAGCCGUCAACAUCAAGGCAGGCAAGGCCUUCCUGCGUCUCAAGCGCAAGUUCAUCCAGAUGCGAAGACCCUUCCUGGAGCGCAGAGAUCUCAUCAUCCAGCAUAUCCCAGGCUUCUGGGUCAAAGCAUUCCUCAACCACCCCAGAAUUUCAAUUUUGAUCAACCAACGUGAUGAAGACAUUUUCCGCUACUUGACCAAUCUUCAGGUACAGGAUCUCAGACAUAUCUCCAUGGGCUACAAAAUGAAGCUAUACUUCCAGACAAAUCCCUACUUUACAAACAUGGUGAUUGUCAAGGAGUUCCAACGCAACCGCUCUGGCCGGCUAGUGUCUCACUCCACUCCAAUCCGCUGGCAUCGGGGCCAGGAACCCCAGGCCCACGGUCGCAGGAACCAGGACACCAACCAUAGCUUCUUUAGCUGGUUCUCAAACCACAGCCUUCCAGAAGCUGACAGGAUUGCUGAGAUUAUCAAGAAUGACUUGUGGGUUAACCCUCUACGCUACUACAUGAGAGAAGGGAGCAUCAGGGCAACCAGAAAGAAGCAAGAAGAGAAAGAAAGUAAAGCCAAGGAUGAUCAUGAGAUGCUGAUCAUGGAAGAUGCUUAUGACCAUUAUGCCAUGGAAGACAUUCUCAGCGAGAUCUCAGACAUUGACCAGACUGCUGACAAUGAGACCAUUCAUGAUGUCAAGAUCUCUGAUUUCAUGGAGACCACUGACUACUUCGAGUCCAGUGACAAUGAGAUAACUGACGUCAAUGAGAGCCUGUGUGACAGAAAGAGUCCUGACUACAAUGAGCGCCCCAGCAACGUGAUCACUGCCACUGAGAGUGCUGAUGACAAUGAGAGCCCUGAUAACAACAGUGAGAACCCAGAAGACAAUAACAAGUAUACCUAUGACAAUGAAUAUCCCAACAAUAAUCCUGGUGGUGACAACAAUAGCCUGGGAGAUGGCAACCAGGGCAGCAGUGGUAAUAACCAAGACAGCAUUGAGAGUGACAGUGGAGAUGAGAGCAGUGAUGAUGAAGGUAAUGAUGGCAGUGAAGGUGACAAUGAGGGCAGUGAUGAUGAUGGCAAUGAGGGUGACAAUGAGGGAAGCGAUGAUGAUGACAGAGACAUUGAAUACUACAAGAAUGACUUUGUAGUCUUUGAUAAGGAUCAAGAUAAUAGCACCAACCAGGAAAACUAUGAGAAUGAGGUAGAGAUCAUCUCUGAAGAACCAAUGGAGGAAGAGGAAGAGGGCAAUGAGGAAGGCAGUGAGCAAGGUGAGAGCAGCUACCAGGAGGGAAGUGAAGUGGACUCAGAAGACACUGACAUGGAGCAGGUGCUUCAGGUUCCAAACGCUUGGUCCAACAUGAGGAAGAUGGGGGAAACUGGAUAAACAUCUUAGUCUUCCCCAGGCCAUCUCCUCUCUGUAUCCCUCUUUUCCCUUGCCCUGUUUGCCCUUCCUCUCAGCCCCCCCCCCCCGAAUUGUACUUCUGGGGUGUAACUGACUUCGUACACGGGUUUAAAGUUUAUUUUUAUGGUUUAGUAAUUGCAGAGUUCUCAUGGGGGGGGGGAGAUAUCCCCUCUCUUUUGGCCCUCCUCCCCCACAGGCUUCUGUGUGCUGCUAUUUAUUGUGAUGCCUUGGUCAGGGCCCCUUUAGCCCUCUUCUCUUUGGUGUUGGCCCCAGCCUCUUUCCCCAUGCUGUAUAGAGUGGACACCCUGAUCCUGAAGCGGGCAGGGCUAUUGUGGCCUUCAUCGCAGUCUCGCAGUGGCCUUGGAGGCUCUGCCUCCAUCCUGUUCGCCCAAGUUUUUCCCUUCCUCAGUCCUCUCUUUUACCGCCCGUGCCUGCUAGCUUGCCAGGCCUUGGUGUCUACUACACAAGGCUGCUUAGCCUUUGCUGUAUCCCUGCCCCCUCCCGCAGAAGUCCUGCCUCUCCCUGUGAAUCUUGAUGACCCUAAUAAAACUGAGCAAAUUCAAA
Heterocephalus glaber (naked mole-rat) is the source of this 2969-nucleotide messenger RNA. RefSeq names its product TSPY like 2 (gene Tspyl2). Gene Ontology annotation, cellular component: nucleus. NCBI's taxonomy places the organism in Eukaryota, Metazoa, Chordata, Mammalia, Rodentia, Bathyergidae. Gene Ontology annotation, biological process: nucleosome assembly. The record is from RefSeq and is a predicted model, not a curated record.